AUGAUGACCGAUAUGGAAGAGGCCGAGGCAAAGAAAUUGCAAUCGGAGAUCGAAAAACGCAAUGGAGAGGAAGACAAAGUGGACUUUAAAGAAGCUGCGAACAAAUUAGCUGAAGGACUUUUAAGUCAGUAUCAGGUGCAAUUAGUACAUGUUCAGAAAAAGCUUGAUGAAGUAAGGAAUAAACAGGAGACUUUAUUAGAUCAGAUGCAAUUUGAAAAUAAAAAACUUCAGGACACCUUCAACGACGAGAAUCUUAACGAAAUGUUUCAAACUAUUAAAGUUAGUCAAGGGAAAUUAGUUUUAAUGAAAAAAGAGAUGGCUUCUAUUCACGACCGGACGCUCAAAUUGAAAAAAAGAGCAUUGAGAUUACAACAAGUAAAACAGAAAGAAGCCUUGACCAAGGAACAACAACGGGAGCAAGAGAUUCGUCGUGAACAAGAACUGAUCGGUAAACCUGUAAUAAGUUAAGGAAUACAAUCUUCCAGUGAAAUAAUCAAGAUUGUCAAAUAUGUACAAAAAGUUAUUGUAUUUAUACAUAUUACAAUAAAACACGUAUCUAAAAAUUCA
Messenger RNA from Ceratina calcarata, 567 nucleotides. RefSeq names its product biogenesis of lysosomal organelles complex 1 subunit pallidin (gene Pldn). The coding region runs from base 1 to 468 and encodes 155 amino acids. NCBI's taxonomy places the organism in Eukaryota, Metazoa, Arthropoda, Insecta, Hymenoptera, Apidae. The record is from RefSeq and is a predicted model, not a curated record. The transcript is spliced from 5 exons. Gene Ontology annotation, biological process: intracellular transport. Gene Ontology annotation, cellular component: BLOC-1 complex; transport vesicle.